This is a messenger RNA of Euleptes europaea (tarantolino), 1553 nucleotides long. RefSeq names its product proteasome 26S subunit, non-ATPase 5 (gene PSMD5). Gene Ontology annotation, biological process: proteasome assembly. The transcript is spliced from 10 exons. The coding region runs from base 1 to 1527 and encodes 508 amino acids. Gene Ontology annotation, cellular component: cytosol. The record is from RefSeq and is a predicted model, not a curated record. NCBI's taxonomy places the organism in Eukaryota, Metazoa, Chordata, Lepidosauria, Squamata, Sphaerodactylidae.
AUGGCGACGCCCGGAGUGGACGCCGCGCUGGAGCUGCUCCGGCGCCUCUCGGGGCUGCGGGAUCCCGUGGAGGAGCUGCGGGAGCUGCGCGUGGCCGUGCAGUCGCUGCCCCCCGGCGCUCUCCUGGAGCGGGGGCCGGAAUUCCACCUGGACGGGCUCUUCGUGCUCAUGGCGCAGGGUGACAGUGAGCAGAUCUCCUCAUGCAUUGCCAUCCUGGAUCGGCUCCUCCAAGCCAUGGAUCCCUUAUAUGUAAUCCGAAACUUCGGGGAUCAACUUCAGAAAGGCCUCUUCCAUCAUGAUGAUUUGGUCAAAAUUCUUACUAUAUCUCAGGUUGGAAGAAUAGCCGAAGACCAGCUUGCAGUUAAAGAAAUCCUCAGCACUCCAGAAUUGCUGAGGCAGAUCAUUUACUGCAUUGCUGCAGAGAAGAUGUCCGUGGCCCGGGAGGCCAUCAAGUCCCUGUCAAGGACAGCAGAAUCCCCUGAAGGGCUGGAGGUGUUGCUUGCUGGCAACUUCCUGGUUGACUUGAAAAACGUCAUGGCCAAGAGCGAUGUCAUACGCUACCGAGUGUACGAGCUCGUUGUCAACAUCGCCUCAUCGUCGCCGGAUUCUCUGAACUACUGCGUGAACAGUGGCUUGCUUUCGCAGCUGAUUGAGGAGCUGACCGGGAACGACAUGCUUGUCAGAGCUACCUGUAUUGAGAUGGUGACGUCUCUCGCCCACGCUCCGCAUGGGCGUCAGUAUCUUGCCCAGCAAGGAGUCAUCGACAAGAUUUCCAACAUUAUCAUUGGGGCAGAGUCAGAUCCUUUUUCCAGCCUCUACUUGCCAGGCUUUGUGAAGUUUUUUGGCAACCUGGCCAUAGUCGACAGCCCAGAACAGGUCUGUGAGCAAUACCCCGUCUUUAUGAAGAAGGUCUUCAGCAUGGCGGAAGGCCACGACCCAACCACGUAUGGUGUGGCCGUGGAUACGCUUGGGAUCUUGGGUUCGACCUUGGAGGGGAAGCUGGUCUUGCAGAAGCUGGGGAGGCGAUUUCAUCACAUGCUAAAUCGAAUGGGAUGUCAGGCAAAGAGCGCCCCGACAGAGGUGCGGGUCCGAUGUCUGGAUGCCCUGGCAUCUAUUUUCUACUUACCUCCAGAGCAGCAGACAGAAGACUUCCUGGGAAUGGUAGAGUCCUGGUUCUCCUGCCUGUCUAGCCAGCCGCUGGAACUCUUCAGGGGCAUCAGUACCCAGCCGUUCCCUGACCUCCACUGUGGUGCCUUACGGGUCUUCACUGCCAUCGCUAACCAACCCUGGGCCCAGAGGCUGAUGAUCGCUAGCCCAGGCUUUCUGGAAUAUGUCGUGGACAGAUCGGUGGAUCCUGAUAAGCCUUCCAAGGAAGCCAAAUACGAACUCGUCAAGGCCCUCGCCAGUUCCAAGACAAGCGCGGAGAUCUUUGGGAACCAGCAUUUUCUAAAGCUUCAGGGUUAUAUGCAUGAAGGGCCUUAUUACGUCAAGGCUCUUUCCACCCCGGCUGUGGAAGGGGCUGAUUAAUGCUUGCCCAGGGACGUAAUUUCCUU